AUGCAGCCCGCGAUGAUGAUGUUCUCCAGUAAAUACUGGGCCAGGAGAGGGCUCUCCCUCGACUCAGCCGUGCCCGGGGAGCACCCAGGACUCAGCAACCUGACACCAAACAGAGCCAAUUCUGGUAAAAAUGAUGAGAAGAAAGGGAAUAAAGGAAACGGCAAAAGUGAAUCAGUUUCUGAAAGCGGAAAGACAGCUGUAGUGUUUUCCUUGAAAAAUGAAGUUGGUGGAUUGGUGAAAGCUCUCAGACUCUUCCAGGAGAAGCAUGUGAGUAUGGUUCACAUUGAAUCAAGAAAAUCCAAGAGGAGGAAUUCAGAGGUAGAAAUUUUUGUGGACUUUGACUGCAGUAAGAAAGAAUUUAAUGAACUAAUUCAGUUGCUAAAGUUUCAGACUAACAUCGUAACUCUUAAUCCACCAGAAAACAUCUGGACUGAUGAAGACGAACUUGAUUGUGUCCCUUGGUUCCCCAGGAAGAUUGCUGAAUUAGACAAAUGCUCGCAGAGAGUUCUAAUGUAUGGCUCUGAGCUGGAUGCAGAUCACCCAGGAUUUAAGGACAAUGUAUAUCGACAGAGAAGAAAGUAUUUUGUGGAUGUUGCCAUGAGUUAUAAAUAUGGUCAACCCAUUCCCAGGGUGGAGUACACAGCCGAAGAAAUUAAAACUUGGGGGACAGUAUUCAGGGAACUCACUAAACUCUAUCCCACUCAUGCUUGUCGUGAAUAUUUAAAAAACUUCCCUUUGCUGACCAAGUACUGUGGAUAUAGAGAGGAUAAUGUACCCCAACUGGAAGAUGUUUCUAUUUUUCUUAAAGAAAGGUCUGGCUUCACAGUAAGACCAGUUGCUGGAUAUCUGUCUCCUCGAGAUUUUUUAGCAGGAUUAGCCUAUAGAGUUUUUCACUGCACUCAAUAUGUACGGCAUGGCUCUGAUCCUCUCUACACACCAGAACCAGAUACGUGCCAUGAACUCCUGGGGCAUGUGCCUCUACUUGCUGAUCCCAAGUUUGCCCAGUUUUCACAAGAAAUAGGACUGGCCUCACUGGGAGCAUCUGAUGAAGAAGUUCAGAAACUAGCUACUUGCUAUUUUUUUACUAUCGAAUUUGGCCUUUGCAAGCAAGAGGGACAGCUACGUGCUUACGGGGCAGGACUCCUGUCUUCUAUUGGCGAAUUAAAGCAUGCUUUGUCUGACAAGGCCAGUGUGAGAACAUUUGAUCCAAAGACUACUUGCUUGCAAGAAUGCCUUAUCACCACAUUUCAGGAAGCUUACUUUGUCUCAGAAAGUUUUGACGAAGCCAAAGAAAAGAUGAGGGACUUUGCAAAAUCAAUCAAUCGUCCCUUUUCAGUGUAUUUCAACCCAUACACGCAAAGCAUUGAAAUUCUGAAAGACACCAGAAGUAUAGAAAACGUUGUCCAGGACCUUCGGAGUGAUCUGAACACGGUGUGUGAUGCUUUAAGCAAAAUGAACAGAUAUUUGGGCAUUUAAUGUCCACUGCUUCUUCUAUGGCUAUGCUAUCAACAUCAUGUGCUCACAGUUUUAGAGCCAUCCAUCUUCCCUCUGCAGCUUGGUCAGUGACUUGCAUCAUUGUGUAGCUCUAAUUGUAACUUGCAGACGAAACAAGGCGAUGCUAACGUGAAAACUCAACAUGAAAUGUGGUGGCAUAUAACCAGCAAUUCCAUAAGAGAAUG
Molecule: messenger RNA, 1679 nt
Organism: Malaclemys terrapin pileata
Lineage: Eukaryota; Metazoa; Chordata; Testudines; Emydidae
Gene: TPH2
Product: tryptophan hydroxylase 2
Exons: 11
Coding region: 1-1476 (491 amino acids)
Biological process (GO): aromatic amino acid metabolic process; serotonin biosynthetic process
Cellular component (GO): neuron projection
Molecular function (GO): iron ion binding; tryptophan 5-monooxygenase activity
Source: RefSeq, a predicted model, not a curated record